Molecule: messenger RNA, 10666 nt
Organism: Triplophysa rosa
Lineage: Eukaryota; Metazoa; Chordata; Actinopteri; Cypriniformes; Nemacheilidae
Gene: nhsl1b
Product: NHS-like 1b
Exons: 9
Coding region: 4740-9305 (1521 amino acids)
Biological process (GO): cell differentiation
Source: RefSeq, a predicted model, not a curated record
UUCAUGGUCUGCUCUUGUCAAGGUGUGGCUUUUGCACUCCACUUAAAAGUCACUCGUUUUCCUUCAUCUCUCUCUGGUUUUCCCUUAGAACUUCAUUCAUCUGGUGAGAGAGCACUGAUAGAAUCUCCCGACAACAUGCUCUUCUCCUAUGAGGUUGUACAUUUAUGUCAGUUGCCGCUCAAGCUGUUAGACUUUCUCAUGGUGAUACAAUAGAGGGGAAUGGCUUCGCUCGGAGGCCCGGACCUAUUAUUCAACACAAUGCCUGACCCUUUCCACACACACUCACGCAGACACACUGCAGCCAGACAUUGCUCGAGUCUCCUUUCAGGAGACAGCACAAUACAACACAACUCCUGCAUUUAUGGACACAGGCCUUUUUAAAGCAACGGUCUUCAUGGUGUAGUUUGUAUGGAUGUUUUCUGUCCCUCCUGGCAGCCCGUUCCUGUUGUAACAAGCCUUAUCUGCAAAUCAAACUAAAUGCAAAUAAGCCUGGGCUUGAUUUCAAACGCUUUUAACCCUGGAGCCGUUUAGUGCCUUUCUUUUAUACCCCGAGCUGGCUUUGUUUGUUUUUAUGUAGAUUUCUCUUGUUUUAUGUGUGGCAGUAGACAGUUGAUAAGUAUUUUACAGCUACUGUAUCUCAUAGAGAGGGAUUUGUUAUGGGUAAACGCAUUGUUUUGGGUUUAAAGUGUGUGAGCUCUCUCUCUCACCUUCACUCUGUUAGGGCUGUAAUGGCUGUAAGUUGCACAGAUCAAUCGGGCAGUUUAAUUGUAAAAUGGGGUUAAGCCAAAGCAACUGACAAGACGUGACACUCGUGGAUAAAAUAUGGUUUUGUCAGAACCUCCAAACAUCUACAGUGACAGCUGCAUUUGGGUUGAGGUUGUGUAGAGUUGACCUCCGUUCACUGAGUAAACAUAUUGUGAACAGGUUCAGCGCUGACUGGAGGUCUCUCGCUCCUGACUCUCUCUCUCCAUGUGUCUCACUCCCUUUUUAUUUCUAGGAUAAAACGGACGAGUGCUUUUAAGGUCAGUCCAGCAGAGCCACGGGAAAAAAGAGAGGAAAGAUCAAUAAGGAUUAUAUUAAUGGGCAUCAGAAGCUAUGACAACAGAGUGAAUUAGAAAUGGGAUGCAUCGAAGUUUAGGAGAGGACAGAAGAUCAGAGAUGAGAAUCCAAAUAAUAUGCUUUCUGUUUGUAAAGAGUAAUGGUCUUGUUCGCCUUCAAAUAUUACAACAGUUGACGUAAAUCAGUGAAAUGAAAUGAAACCCAUUCAUUUUCAAGAUAGGAAAUGAUUUUGAAUAAAAAGAACAGUCUAAUAAAAUGGUCUGCACUCUAAAAAAAAGCUGUAAAAAUAGGGCACAAUAUACUGUAUUAAUAUGAAGGAAUUUUCCGUGUUCACUUUUACAGUUGUUUUACCUGUAUUUUACAGUUUGCACUGCAUUCAUUUGCAUUUUAGCAUUAAUGGAAAUGUCCGUAAAAUAAAGGAAAAUGUACUGGUAAUUUUCUGCCAGUACUUUAUCUGUUUUUUCACGGGAUUUUUUUUUACAGUGCGCCCAAUGGAUACAGUAAGAAUAUUCUCAUUUACCCUUGCCUGUAUGUGUUCAUUAAGUAAAAAUAUAAACCUGUUUCAGCAAAUAAAUGCAAAUGCAAACAUUUCACUUGACAUUUCCUAUCAACCGCAUUUUUCCAGGUGCUUGUUGCAUUUAAAACGUUUGCGGUACCCUAUCAGAACCAGGGGUGCAUCACACGUCCUGAAAAGUGAAGCUGCCGGCUCUUUGAUCGGCCCAUGGUGGCUGGCUGCAGUACAGGUCAUAAACCCCGCCCUCACCAUGUAAACAAACUAUAAAAUCCAAUUACACUACAAAUAUUUUUUUUUUUUCCAAAGAUGUUUUCUGUUAUUUUAGUCCGUUUUUUUAUCACGUUGAUGUAUGUCCAAGUGUUCGUUUUUUGAGUGAGCUUGGUUUUAGUAAGUUAUAAGAUGCGGGAUGCGGUAACAUGGUUUCUUCAUUUACGAUUGAGUCAUCAGGGAAUAUGGGCAGGACCUUGUUACCGCGCUCCACUUCAUGCUCACUACUGCGCAGACUCUGGUUCCACUGAUGAUUCCUUCUGCGCAUGCCCAGGCUCCAACUGACGUUUUUGCGUAGCAUGUCAGCGCCCAUCGUCGGACGUUUUACGAUCAAUUCGUUACAAUGGGAGGGAGCGGCGUCACGCUAUCCAUCUGUUAUACAUUCUAUGAUCAGAACCAAAUUUCUUUGCUGUACCUGUUCAAUUUAAAGUAAGAAUCAACAUUGACUAUGCAUAUAUGGUGAAUGUAAGGCAGCUCAAUUGGCUAACUCACUUUCAACACAAGCAGAAUAAUAGGGAAAUAGUUUAGAAAAGCUUAAAGACACAGGCUUUGUAUAUGUGUGAAAGGAGCGGAAGUGAAAACAGCUUCACAAUCUUCACGCAUACACACACGGAACGAGGGUGAAUGUGUGUAUAUCUGUCAGAUAAAGACAGCCCAGACCAAGUGUGAAAGUGAAGAGAGAGCGACAGAGCAGAAGACGCAUCAUAUUGCUCUUGCUCUGAUUGGAUGUUUGACAAAAUCACAUUUUCUGACACUAAUGAAAACAUACCUCAUGCCUGAAGUACGACAUUCAGAUUACUUUAAUUUCGUAUUGUCGUUUACAUAAACAUUUCAUUUUUACUGACAUAGACAGACUGUACGCAUGCAUGAAUACACACAGACACAGAGUGAUCAUGUUUGAAAUGGUUGUAAUCCUGCAGUGACAGACAGAGAUGUUGAGCUGUCUGUGGAGUGAGAACUCAACAAUAGCGUGUUAAUUACUGCAGUCCACACCAGCAUGAAUAAUCCUAAUACUGUACGCGUGCCAGGCGGCAUGGAGUGCAUGCACACAGGAAAACACUCAUCCUGUAAUACACACACACACGUGCACAGAGAAAAGGAGUUAGAUGUAGAGGAAGAGGGUGGCUGUGUGCUUUACUCAGAGAACAGCCCCCUUGUUUGAAAUUGGCAGCAAGUACAAAAGUGUGACACACACACACUUCUUACAGACACACUUGUUACACAAAAACAUGUUAACAACUAAAUACAACAACCAAGUGAAUAAAGACCAGGAAAAGCCGAUGUGUGUGUUUUGCUUGCUGUGGGCUGGGGGGUAUUGGGGUAUUUGGGGGAGGGGUGUUACUGCAUUACCUCCUCUAGUUCAGUAAUUAUUUGCAACUCCAUUCAGGUCCAGAUUCAUUCACCCAUCCACCCCCCUGCAUUCAAAUCCAACUGCAUCCCCCCUCAAAAUGAAAAGAAACCGGGUCAUGGUGUGUGUGUGCACAUGUAGACAAUAGGCAGAUCCGUGUGUGUGUGAUCUAUAUUCCAAUGUUCUAGAUUCAGUGGCUGUGCGCUAGCUCGGCAUGCCAGCUUAUCAGUGGGAGACUCUCUCCUUCUGUCGUCCGGUCAAGACCAAGAUGAAUACACACAUGUGUGAGUCCAAGUAUAAACACGCCGAACCAUAUAGACACACAGGCUCGGUUACAACAGAUGAAAGCAAAGCUUUAGGGCUCAAGGAUUUUCAGUUCUCAGAAGUUUCUCAGAGGCCCCUUCAGUGAUCAGCAGACUUUUUAUCUCUUAUAACUGAUUAAGAGAAUUAAAAAAGCACAAAUGAGUUUAACUUGUUUAUAGGGCCAUAAGCACCAUAGAUAUAAAGGAUGACAUGUCUCCAUGAUCAAUAGUAGCAGAUUCCAAUAGUUCAGUUUUACAUUUUACAUUUACAUUUUUUCCAAAUUUUACAUUAUGUGUGCCCCUAAUGUUAAAGGAACCGUUCACCCCAAAAAUGAGAAUUCUGUCAUCAUUUACUCACCCAUAUGUAUAAAUGUCUUUGUUGUGAACUUGUGAUGAACACAGAGAAAGAUAUUUGGAGGAAUGGUUGUAACCAAACAGUUAUUGGCCACCGUUGAUUACUAUAGUAGGAAAAAAUGCUUUAUAAAUUUCUUUGUUCUGUUGAACACAAAAGAAGAUAUUUUCGAGAAUGUAGGAAAGCAGUUCUGGGGCACUUUUGACCAUACCAUUGUCAUUUUUCCUACUAUGAUAGAAUUUUUGGGUGAACUAUCCCUUUAAUAAUAAUAUGCAAUAUGGAAAGCAUAGCUGUGAUAAUUUGGUCUUGAGGAACUUUUUGAGAUAUCUUCUGAAUCUCAGUGGGAGCCAUGAUAUUCCUAUGACUUUUUUUCUCAGGAGAAUAGCAAGAGACCUGAACAAGUAUCCAUUAGCUCUCCAUUGAUCUCAUUGCCAACUUUGAAAAACAACUGAGCUGAUCUUGAUUUCUUUUCUAUAAGCUUUCAGGUGUAUUUUAGUAGAGGUGGGGCAGACUCGGAUGAGCAAAACAUAAAGCCAAGUAAAUGAGAGAGAGAACGAGGGUAGGAAAAGCUCCUUGGUAACCAAAGCUGAGAUGAACAGAGGGGCAUCUACGCCACCCCUCCCUCUGAGCCCCAGGGAGUAAGUGUGUGUGCGUGUGCGUGUGUGUGUGUGUGUGUGUGUGCGUGUGUGUGAGGAAGGUGGGGGUGUUUCCCAGGGUUGGGCCGAGGGUGUGUGUGUGUGUAGGAGGGGCUCGUUGUGGACGAUAAGCGUUGAUCAAGUAGGGAGAGGCACAUACUGACUCGUUUGCGAGUGGACACAGGAUUGUCUACAAACUGGGCUCCUGUACACUGGGAGGCCGAAAGGAUUUUACUGGGUCCACCUGACACACACUGGAAUAAUGGUGUUCAUUGGGACCUCACUCAAGUCUGUUGUCAAAUACUUUAAACGGAAAGCUGUGUCUAAUUUGGAUGAAGAGAAAAAGUGGACCGUGCACUACACUGCUCCAUGGCACCAACAGGAGAACGUUUUUCUGCCGGGUUCCAGACCUGCCUGUGUGGAAGACCUGCACCACCAGGCCAAAGUUAACCUGAAAACAGCCCUUAGAGAAUGUGAUAAACUGAGGAAAGAUGGUUUCCGCAGUUCACAGUACUACUCACAAGCCCCCACCUUCUCCGGCCCCACACAACCAGAACAUGAGGACGAGGACAAUGACGCUGAUAGAAAGUCCACAGCAUCUUCAGGAGAGGAAGAGAAGGACCCAAUGAGAUCACAGAGUCCAGCGCAGGUGGAGGGAGUUGAUGGAAAACGUUCAUGGACCAAAGCCACACACCUGCCCACUCCAGAGGAGAAGAUGAGGCAGCAGGCCAAGGCCGUUCUCACGGAUAUUGUUCCCAUCAAUGUCACAGGCGAGACGUUUGACAGGCAGGCCAGCGUCCGCCGCUCCCUAAUAAACACUGACACUCUGACCCGCCGGCCAAAGAAGGUUAAGCGGAGAAAGACUAUAUCAGGGGUUCCUGACAGCAUCCAACUGGAACUAGCGGCAAAAGGGCGUGGAGGAGAGCUUCGACCACAGUCCAUGUUUAUCCCUGGACAGUAUUCAACACUCGGGCGAGUCGGAAAUGGGAAUUCAACUCUCCGUCGGUCCGAAACGAAAGAUUCCGGCUGCCAGACUGAGGAGGUGAAGAUUGUCCCACCCUCUAUGAGGAGAAUACGUGCUCAGAGGGGCCAAGGAAUUGCUGCUCAGAUGGCUGGCAUCUCCACCUCAGCCACCAACAUCUCCGCUAUUUCAGAUGAAGGCUCUCCUGGAUGUCCAGUAGUUGCAAUGGCACCACAGUUUAGUAAUAAUACUCAUCGUUUCCACAGCUUGCCACGAGGAGCACGGGUGUCCCUGAAUGCAAGCCCCCUUUAUAGUAGCACCCCCUUUGGGCAUGGAGAUUUCACAACACCUCAUCAGAUUGGAAAAUUACAGGUUGAUGAUACUGUGGUGCACAUGAGGAAUGCCCCCAGGGCAGCCCGCCCGAAAUCUCAGGAGGUGAGAGGAAGUCAAAGAGAAUGGGGCUCUGGUCCUGCUUGUGUAGUUUCUCCACAUGCUGCCUACUCAACGUCACUGAUACCCAAUGCCACUCUGUCAUGUUCUUCUGAGGUAAUUGCACUUCACACUCCAUUAAGUCCUGGCCAGAGCCCAAUCUCUGGAUCACCGUUCCCUAAAGGUAGACCUCUCAGCAUGGUCUCUACUGUCAACAGCUCAAGCACCAGUAGUGUGACAACAGGUUCCCACACACCAGAAGCAGACAGGGAUACCUGUAGUGAGACCGGCAGGUCAGAUAGCAGUCUGCACAGCCACAGCACAAUUGCAGCCGGAACAAUGUCUUCAGACGAGCAAUGGAUUUACGACACCCCUGAGAAUGUGUUGCCCAGAAGGACGCUGACUUCCAGCUGCUCCACACCCGUAAAUCAUCAAUAUAGCAGCCUUGAGCGCUCCUCAAAAGGCACAGACUCUAGUUCGCUCUACUCGAUGGACAAUGAUGGCUACUACACUUCCAUGCAUUUGGAUUCAGGCCUUAGAUCAAGAAGCCAGGGUAGUGGCCAUGGUCAUGGAAUAGGAGGCAGGGCAGCAAGACAUAGUAUGUACGAGUGCCUCGGUCAGCAGGAUGACAGAUCCAGCCUGUACAGCGACCGUUCACUGUCACGUUCCAUCUCCCUUCGCAAACAAAAGAAGCCGCCUCUUCCUCCAGCACGCACAGACUCUCUACGACGAAAGCCUAAGAACACCGGCUCUCCUGCUAGCAAUGCAUCUAUUCUGAAUGAGUCCUUGAUUGCAACACUCCAACAGUCGCUUCAGAACGGGCGGAAAGGGAAAGGAUCAUCCACCUCGCCAUCCCAUAGUCCCUGCAGUGACUAUGAGGACCCUUGGAUGCUACGUCCCAGGAGCCAGAGUAGCAUCAGUGUAGGCAGCAGUAACGUAUCGGCAGCCGGGAUGGCUAAUGUUUACUCCAUCUGUCAUGUGACACCAUCUCAAAGCGAUACAAGUAGUCUACGUUCUGAUUAUGCUGAUUCUUGGGGCUACUACAUGGAAUACCCUCGUCCAUCUGGUGACCACACGCAGUCACCGUCCAAAUCUGCCGGACAAGCAGUUGAGAUGGCAAAUGGAGGAGGCCUUCAAAAUGGUACACGGAAUUCUCUGCCUCCCGCCCGGGACGGAAGUGUAGUGUCUGUAAAGUCCACAACAGGCACCUCAUCACCAGACAGGGUGCAUCGGUUGACUUCUCCAUCAAGUGGAUACUCAAGUCAAUCAAACACUCCAACAGCUGGCACUCCUGUGCCCUCAUUCAUGAGGUGCAUGUCCCCUUCAGGCAGCAAGCGCAAACCCAAAGUACCUGAAAGAAAGUCAUCCCUGCUCUCAUCUGUAUCCAUCUCAUCUUCCUCCACCUCUCUUUCCUCCAACACCUCUGAUUCCACCAGAAGCAAUGUUCCUCCUCCGCCUCCUCUUCCAACUACUCCCAUCGCUCUUGUACCUCACAACCCUCCAUCCUUUCCUCCCCCCAGCCCUGUUUGUGGUACACGGCAGAUAAUUCCACCUCCACCUGUCUUACCCAUGACCCCCCAUCAACAAGCAUUCAUGUGCCCACUUUACAUCAAUUCCUCCCCAGAAUUUCCACCCCCUCCACCUCCAGAGGUGUUGUAUGAUGACCCUGCCUUGUCAAACCUCAAUAUUUCCUUAAGCCCUCCACCUCCACCACCCCCUCCAUCUUGUCCCACCCUCCCUGCGUAUCCUUCACCCCAAAUUCCACUCCUACCCAGAACAACACCACCUGUACCUUCCUCGGCUUGCUUGAAGGAAAUAAAGGGCAGCCUGAAGCCAGUAAACACAGAGAGAAGGGCCGAAGCCACGCAUUCUGAGGAGCAAAAUAAAUUUGUUGUGCCACUGAUCACCUCCUUUGCGCUCCAAAGUGUCCAACUUCGCUCUGUGAAACGGAAAGGGAAUAGUGAAGUUAGCAGCUCUGAAUCUCAUGAAAUAGUGGCUGAACAGAUGACCGCUAAGAUACCAGAGAAGUCUCAAAAAACAGAGCAUCCCACAGUUCCUCAGGUUUCUUGCUUGCCUCCAAAUAUAAAUGAGAAACAAAGACCAUCAUCUCCACUGAAACAAAGCCAGGAUAGUCAUAUUGAAGCACGACCAUCUAGCCUAACAAAUGGGCCUGUAGAUUUUGGUGUUGUUAAGGCCACAGACGAACUGGAUGGUCUUGAAAGCACCCUAUCAUCAACAGGGGAAGCAUCACAAAACACUUCACCCAAGAAAAAGCCUCCUGUGGUAUCUAAAAAGCCCAAGAUCUCUCUAACACUUAAAACAAUAAACUACACAUCAUCCAUAGAUGAAGAUGCCGGUGAAUUACUGAAUGCUCAAACUGAGGAGAACGUUUCUACAGCUGCAACAGAAUGCCAGGAACCCACACCUGUUCCUCAAGAGGAGGACAAGAAACCAGAUAAUGAUAAAAGUGUCAGUUCUGAACUUCUUGGGGAGAUGAGAGAAAUUUCUCUGACAAAUGUUGAACCCCAAGAGAUUUUCCAGCCUCUUGAAGAAGAGGAGGAAGAUGAUUACGAAGAUGCGACCAGCAGCACAGGAUCUGUUGGCUGUAAAGAUGAUGAAAGUGGCGAUGUGUUUGAGACCAGCGCGAUAGACCCGGCUGAAUCUCCCAGCAUUAACGGCGACUCGUGUGGGGACAUGGUGACCCCCACUCGGCCCCGGACCACCGAGGACCUCUUCGCUGCCAUUCACAGCCUGGACCUGAACAUGAACAACCCCCAACAUACGAGGUCAAAGCGGAAGGUCCUCGGACGCAAGGAAUCCGAAGAGGACCACACACGAGGCUCCCUGUCACCGCCGGUCACCCCUACAGGCACGCCCCCGGGCCUGACUUCCUCUUUGACCCGUCAAUCAAGUUCGAUCCAGCGUAACCUCCGCAAAUCAGCGACCAGCAGCGACACGUUCAAAGCUCUCCUCCUGAAGAAAGGCAGUCGUUCUGAGACCAGCUUCAGAAUGUCUGCUGCCGAGAUGUUGCGCAGCACUGACCCACGCUUCCAGAGGACUCGCUCUUUAGACUCCACCUUUGACCCUGCCUCUCCAACUACGCCGACACCCGACAGCCCCUGCGGUUCUCCAGGCCGCAGCAAGAGGACGGCAGAUGACUGGCCACGAUGCUCAUCGGGGUCACCCUUCGCGACAUCCCCGUCGCUGAUUGGUCCAAAGUAUGGCCGAUCUCGUACGCCCCCCUCCGCCGCCAGCAGCAAGUACAAUGCCCGCAGUCGAAUCCUCAGCAGCCCAAUGACUGUUAUUUGCGAGAGGGAUGGAGAACUUGCAGAGAGCGGAGAGUACUUAGAAGAGCCAUGUCCUGUUUCUCCGGUACAGCUGCCUCUUCCCAUCUAUCAGGACGCGAACAGCACUUUAUGUGAGCAGAGCAGCAGUUAAGACUAAACAUGGUUGUCUCCAGGUGUAGCAAUGGCAGAAUGUCAACACAACACCAGAAAUCGACCGAGGCUGGAGGCCGGGAGAGGUUGAACUCUGUGGAAGGAAUGGCCAGCCGCCGUUCCAGGCGGUGUCCUCAUGUUGUAGUGUGGACUAAGGCAUGCUGGGAUCUGAGGUAGCUCCGCCAGAUCAGGCGGUCAGAUCAAGCAGUAUGCGUAGCUUUCCAGACAAAAACUUUCUUUUGAAGGAAAAUCUGCUUUCAAUGGCAAUACUAGACUCCUCUUUCCAAAGCCUAGCAGUUACUUUUGUUCAGCUUGUUUUUAACUCUUUACACUUCAACAGAUUUUCUUUGGUGAAGCAGUUGCCACGCAUGUGAAGGAAUUACUAAGUGAAUAAGUGUUCUCGUAGUUCAAGUUGAUGGCAAAGUGCAGAAUGCGAAUGGUUUCCGCAUUGUUGGAAUAAAGAAAUCCAGGUGUGUCUUAAAGUUUACUGAGGCUGCUUUUUUAGCACCCUUAUGUUUUUUUUAUAUGCUGGUCUUUAAAGACCAGUUCAACGUUCAACCAUUGAAGAGCACACAGAUUUUGUCCCGCACUGUUCAUUGUUCAGUCAAGUGUCCGGAUUGGAAAAGGAAUCGUGUCACGAGAGACUGGAGUGACGGUUUGUUUGUGAAAAACAUUUGUUUGAUUUUCGGCGUGUAGGUUUGCACUGUUCAUCGUCUCAUUUUAUGUGUGGUUCUUUUAAAAGCAUUGUGUCUGUGUUGGUUAUUUUUAUUUACGAAAGUUCAUUCUGACAUAGGACUUACUUGAAGCAUGACCGGUGUACUUGUAAUUGUUUGGUUACCAAAGACUUGCAGUCUAACUUGCUGUUUGCCCACUAAGACUGAAAACUGAGGGCAUUUAUUCGACUGAGAGAGAAGAUGUUCUGUUCUUUUGGCUUGUGGCGAUAAAGACGAGCUUUGACGUAACCAAGGCUUAAUAACUAACUCUCUCCUGUUUACCUGUCAAACGUGUUCGUUCCUUGUGCAGUUUUAUAAUGUUUUUUAUGUAUAUACCUAAAGAAAUGUUAAGUAACACCUGAACUUAUUUUCAAAGAGUUUGUACAUUUUAGACACCUUUGCUAGGAGUGGCUUCCUUUUGUAGAGUAUUUAUUUUAGAAUAGCCAGAAUGUGGUUUGAUAUACUGUAUAGUGUGGGAGGUGAAUGUGCGAUUAAACAGACGGUUCAUUGUGAAUUCAGAAUGUCUAACCUGUUCCUUCAGCACUCCGUGGAUCAGAAAAUAAAAGCAGGAGACAAGAGCUAAAUGAACUCUGCUGCUUACCCUCUGGAGUACGUCUCUGUAAUAAAACAUGGUGAUAUUUAAAAAUUG